AUGGCGUUGGGAGUUGAUGCUGGGACAAGGCCAGUUGGCUUCACGCCUGGCCCAGGUGAGAGACGACUUGACGUUGGUAUCAUAGGCGCAGGUAUUGCUGGUUUAGGUGCGGCGAUAGCCCUCGGCCAAGCAGGACACCAUGUCGAGGUUUUCGAACGGUCUCGUUUCGCAAACGAAGUCGGUGCCGCGAUCCAUUGCUGCCCCAAUGCGACUAGGGUACUUCGACAGUACGGAUUCGACUUUGAACGUGCCAGUGCGGACCUUUUUGGCUGUGGUACGGUCAUGAAAGGAGACACCAUGCAACCAACGUACUUCGCCACAUAUGAAGACUGGGAGUCCACUUACAGCGCAACGGGCCAUUUCUUUCAUCGUGUUGAUAUGCACACUGGGUUAAAGGAGUUGGCACAGAAGCCGGGCUUGAAUCCCGGCUUUCGGGCUGCGAAGAUCAGAUUGUCGGCUGAAGUUAUGGACAUCGACUGUGAAACUGGCUUCAUUGAACUUGCUGAUGGUCAGCAUUUUCGCAAAGAUGUAAUCAUCAUUGCUGACGGGGUUCACUCACGAUUUGUAUAUAAGAUUUCCGAUGACAUUUCACCAGCAAGACGGACAGGACAGUCCAUUUUUCGAUUCCUAAUACCAACCGAAAAGUUACGGGCGAAUCCUCUGACCGCUACCAUCUUCCCUGAAUCAGAGCCAUCCGGUAUACGCGUUGCAGUCCUGGGAAACAGACGGAUGGUUUGGUACCCUUGUCGCAACGGCACCGUACAGAACUUUGCCUUGAUCCAUGCCGAUGAACGAUACUCUACCAAUGUCGAAGAUUGGGACGCCCCAGCAUCAAAAGAUGAUCUCUUGACGACAUACCAGGCAUUUCAUCCUGCUCUUGUGGAGAUUUGCAACCAGGCAGAAGACAUCAAAUUGUGGCCGCUGUUGUUUCGACAGCCGAACCCGAUCUGGACCAAGGGUAGAGCUGUUCUCAUUGGAGACGCAGCCCACCCUAUGCUUCCACACCAAGGGCAAGGGGGCGCUCAAGCAUUAGAAGACGGCGCCGCUUUGGGUGUCCUCCUUUCUCAUAUUCCGGAAGCAGAUUGCUUCCCACAUACUGAGACGGAUAGCCCGAGAUCAUCAAGUGAAGGCUCUGAAAUUGUGACUGAAGGAGGCCACAUAGAUUCUUGCAUUGCAGAUCGCCUUCACUUGUUCCAAGAAAUCCGAAAAAAUCGAACAGCAGCGAUUCAAAUCUUCUCAAAUGCUGGGCAAGAUGAAGCAGAAAAGAUCCAGAGGGAUGCGAAACCAUAUGUGAAUGGCAAGGUACCUACAAACCAACAAGAGUUUCACGAAUAUAACUUUGGCUAUAACGUGGUCGACGAUUGUUUGAUGGCGUUGAAGAGGCUCGAGGAGGCAGGGAACAAGGUCAUAUUUCCAAUAGAGCAUGCUCCAGCCGACGCCGUUGCAAUCUCUAAAGCUCGUCGGAUAGAUUGA
Messenger RNA from Endocarpon pusillum Z07020, 1473 nucleotides. RefSeq lists its product as uncharacterized. Gene Ontology annotation, molecular function: FAD binding; monooxygenase activity. The record is from RefSeq and is a predicted model, not a curated record. The coding region runs from base 1 to 1473 and encodes 490 amino acids. NCBI's taxonomy places the organism in Eukaryota, Fungi, Ascomycota, Eurotiomycetes, Verrucariales, Verrucariaceae. The transcript is spliced from 2 exons.